AUGGCAUCAUCAGAACAACCCGAGAACACCGAAAUCACCCUCACGGGUGCCCAAGAAACGCUGUUUGUAACACUCUACGGGCGAUGGCUGGACUUCAAUUCACCCAGACCGCUUCUAGGCGACAAAUGGUCUGCAGAAGUUGUGGCUCGAGUCCCAGGAAAGGCAGCCGAGACGGGCGACCGAGUGAGAGGAGUGCCGUCGGGAUUAGCAAUAUUCGUUCUCCGCACGCGCCUCUUCGAUAAAUGGGUAACCGAUUUCGUGACUGAGAAUAAACGCGCUACCGUUGUGCAUCUCGCAUGCGGUCUUGACACGCGCGCCUUGCGACUUCGCGACAAGUGCGGCGAUGGAGUGCGGUGGAUCGACGUUGACUUUCCAGAUGUCAUAGACUUGCGGCGGCAAAUUGAGAUACCAGAGCCUGAGUCGUCGACCACAGGUGGAUAUUCUUAUGAGAUGGUGGCAUCGUCCGUUGUUGAGACGGAGUGGUUGAAUAAAUUGCCGACGGACAGACCGACAGUUAUUGUAUUCGAAGGCUUGACAAUGUACUUGACUCCUGAAGAUGGGAAGAACCUGAUCAAGCGUCUGGUUGAACAUUUUGGGUCUGGGCAAAUGAUCUUUGAUUGCAUGCCAAGGACACAUCGCGCUUUACUGAACCUCAUGGUUUGGGUGAAGGGUCACUGGACCUUUACGUUUAAUUGGGCAAUCGACGAUCCUAAGACCUUGGAGGCGGUGCAUCCCAGGUUGAAGAUGUUGGAUAAGUUUUCUAUGUGGAAUGUUCCUGGGCUUGAGCUGCUGGCGUGGUGGAUUCGACUGGUGAUGUUUGUCGUGUCUUGGAUACCGAUUUUGAGGAACCUCUCCAUGUUUACUAGGUUUGAGUUUUGA
This is a messenger RNA of Pochonia chlamydosporia 170, 879 nucleotides long. Its product is annotated as leucine carboxyl methyltransferase. The transcript has a single exon. The record is from RefSeq and is a predicted model, not a curated record. Lineage: Eukaryota; Fungi; Ascomycota; Sordariomycetes; Hypocreales; Clavicipitaceae. The coding region runs from base 1 to 879 and encodes 292 amino acids. Gene Ontology annotation, molecular function: methyltransferase activity. Gene Ontology annotation, biological process: methylation.